Molecule: messenger RNA, 2373 nt
Organism: Diaporthe amygdali
Lineage: Eukaryota; Fungi; Ascomycota; Sordariomycetes; Diaporthales; Diaporthaceae
Product: mannosyl-oligosaccharide glucosidase
Exons: 4
Coding region: 1-2373 (790 amino acids)
Biological process (GO): protein N-linked glycosylation; oligosaccharide metabolic process
Cellular component (GO): endoplasmic reticulum membrane
Molecular function (GO): Glc3Man9GlcNAc2 oligosaccharide glucosidase activity
Source: RefSeq, a predicted model, not a curated record
AUGGGGCUCAUCUGGGCAAGCGGAGACGACCGCAACAGACUUGUUGACACCUUACGGGACACUUGUGAGCAGGACGAUGGCGUGAAAGGGUAUGGUUGGACAACCUACGACCCACGCGUGGGCGGCUCCCAGCUCAUACACGACCAAGAGCUUCAGAUUGAUCUCACCACUGAGUUCAUCAAGGCUGAGGAUGGUCAGGGCUGGUCCGCCAGAGUCACCGGCACACCUCGGCCAGGUGCUCCCGCCAACACCAAAACGACUCUCGUCUUCCACGUCGCCUUGGAAGGCAUGACUGGGUCGACAUCCAAGAGUCUGUACUGUGAACAUCUUAACAAGGGCACUGGGCAUUCGCUAGCUUUCGGCGCGUCUUGUCAUGGCCAGGACCCCAAGCUGGGGCCUUUUGAUCUCGUCGUCAGCACUGACAGCAGGGAGAACAUCAUCCACCGCACCGCUGUCAAGAGUGUUAAUAUUUCCGAGGACAAGAUAUGGCAGGCCAAGUCUGUCUUCACUGAUCUACUCAGGAAUGACGAUUCGCAAGACUACAGAAAGGUUGUGCCAUCUAGUAAUACUGGCGAAGGCAAUAUCCACUUCGUGCAUUACAAUUUCAUUGGCGCCUUCUCGGCAACAUUUAAUUAUCGCAACUCACCAAAUGUCACGAGACUAGACGAUUUGCGCGCGUCAUUUCCUGCGCAAGUCGACAAAGUGUUCCCCCGGUCUUCCGCUUUCCGUGAAGACAAAUUCGCAGUCUUUGCUCAAGGACUUCUGUCAAACCUCCUCGGUGGCCUAGGCUUCUUCCAUGGCGACAGCAAAGUUGCUUCGAAACUGCCCGAGUAUGAAGAGAAAGAAGUCGACUUCUGGAUGAAGGAAAAAGCGGCCAUGGCUCGCGCCGAGGUCACUACCACAGAACCGACCUCACUCUUCUCGUUCACACCCUCAAGAUCCGUUUUCCCUAGAGGUUUCCUGUGGGACGAGGGCUUCCAUCUACUGCCCGUCAUCGAAUGGGACAUCGAUCUGGCAGUCUCCGUUAUCCGAAGCUGGUUCAAGCAGAUGGAUGCCGAGGGUUGGAUCGCACGCGAACAGAUACUGGGGCCUGAGGCGCGCAACAAGGUACCGCCUCAGUUCCAGACCCAGUAUCCCCACCAUGCGAACCCUCCCACAAUGCUGGCGCUGGUCUUGCCUGCUCUGCUCAAGAAAGUGACGAAGCCCUCCACCUACUUCGGCCAUCCAUCAAAGUAUCUCGCCAGUGAUGAGGCAGGAAAAGCCCUGAUCAAAGAGCUGUAUCCCCUGUUUGACCGGCAUUUCUCGUGGUUCCGCCGCACGCAGGCCGGCGACCUGAACGCCUGGCCACGCCCAGAUGAACACGUGCUGGUCGAGAGCUACCGCUGGCGCGGCAGAACCCCCAAGCACACACUGACGAGCGGACUCGACGACUACCCCCGAGCGAACCCGCCCCACCCGGGCGAGCUGCACGUCGAUGCCCUUGCCUGGGUUGGUGCUUCCGCACGCGCCCUGAUGCAGGCGGCCCAGGCCCUUGGCGAUAAGAACGCUGCGGAUGUUCACCGGGAGCAGAUGGUGGCGGCCCAGCACAACCUUGACGCGCUGCACUGGGACGAGAACGAGAAAGCUUAUUGCGACGCAACGAUCAUGGGGCACGAUGCCACCGCGAAUUUCCAGCACGUGUGCCAUCAGGGCUAUGUCUCAUUAUUUCCGCUUCUCAUGGGGCUCAUGAAGGCAGACCAUCCGCACCUCCCAGCAGUGUUGGAUAUGCUGUCCGACCCACACAAGCUGUGGUCGCGGCAAGGCCUGCGAAGUCUCAGUUCUGAGGACCAUGGCUACAGGAAAGACGAGGACUAUUGGCGCGGAGCGGUGUGGAUGAACAUCAACGUGCUGGCCGUCCAGCGCCUGAGGGCUGUGGGUCUCGAGAGCCAUUUAAAGCCAGCAACAGCCGUCCAGGAGCGGGCCUUGACCCUCGCGGCGGACCUCAGGGACCGAGUGGUCAAGGCAGUGCAAAGGAGCUACCAGCAAACAGGGUUUGUGUGGGAGCAGUACGACGACAAGACGGGUAAGGGGAGGCAUAGUAGGGCGUUCACUGGCUGGACCGCGUGCGUGAUCAUGUUGAUGGGCCUUGAGUUCACGAGAGGGCAGGCCAUGGAAGAGGUCAUCGAACAUGUCUUCGAGGACCUGAGCCGGGACAUGGGCAUUUCCAUGAGAACGCCUCUCAUCUUGCUGGUGGCUGUCCUGUUGGUUGUGGCGUUCAGGCGAAAGGUGAUGGGCUUGAUUGCGUCUGUCGUCGAGUACUGGCAGGAACGGAAUGGAGGCAGGACGGCCAGGGGCAGGUAUGAGGCCGUUGAGCUGAACGACCACAAGCCGUGA